Dromaius novaehollandiae (emu) is the source of this 2620-nucleotide messenger RNA. RefSeq names its product histamine receptor H1 (gene HRH1). Gene Ontology annotation, molecular function: histamine receptor activity; neurotransmitter receptor activity; G protein-coupled serotonin receptor activity. Gene Ontology annotation, biological process: positive regulation of vasoconstriction; regulation of vascular permeability; chemical synaptic transmission. NCBI's taxonomy places the organism in Eukaryota, Metazoa, Chordata, Aves, Casuariiformes, Dromaiidae. Bases 941 to 2359 code for a protein of 472 amino acids. The transcript has 2 exons. Gene Ontology annotation, cellular component: dendrite; plasma membrane. The record is from RefSeq and is a predicted model, not a curated record.
UCUCAAGGCAGGAGCGAUGGUCCCGCGGCUGGAGGAGGCGCCCGGAGCCCGGGAUCCGCUCCCUGCCUGCCCGCAGGCUGCUGCCGGCAACGCGCCCCCGCUCCGCCACGCAGCUCCCCUCCCGCAGACGGAAGCGCUCUGAAUUGCCACAGAUACUUCGUGUGCCGGCGCCCGGAGCUACCCUGAGGGCUUCGGCACGUUGCCGGGCUAAAGCCAUUUGCGUAUCACGGACCGGAAUAGAGCCAAGGGCUCCGCUGGCCCCGCCAAGCUGCUCCCUCGGGCUGCGACUUCUGUCAUCCCGGGGGGAAAGAAAAAGCGAACGGCAGCCGAGGCGAGCAGCGGCCGGCCGCCCCGGCCACCACGUGAGCCGCCUCCGAGGGGAACCCGCAGCGGCUGCCGCUUCCCGGAGGCGACCCCGGCCCCCUCCCCUGGCAGCCGCCCCUCACCGCCUUCUCCUGGCCGCGGCACGGACCCGCCUCCGCCCCACGGGCGCUGCGAGUAUUUUCGGAGCGCGGGGCUGAGGCCGGCGCACUUGGCCCGCGGCGGAGAAAGCCGCGGCGAGGCAGCGCUUGAGCGCGGCUGCCCGCGAACCGAGGGGAGCGCUUGCCCCGCGGCGGGGGCAAAGCCUCCGGCCGGCAGCCCCGCAGCCCAGCCCCGCCCCGGGACGCGGAUGCCGGCUGGGAAGCGAGAGGACGACGACGGGGAGCAACGAGGAGCGCGGCUGCCUCGGUCCUCCGCACCCCUGCGCCGCCGCCCGGCCCGGGCUGCCCGACGCCGCGGCGCUGCCGGACCCGAUGCGGCCCGCUGGCCGCCUCGCUCUGCUCGUUCCCGAAAUAAAAAUCAAAGACAUCCAGCAACAUUCCAUCCAGGAUUGUUAAAGAGCGAAUUUCCAAGGCCUGGGCAUCUUCUCUGAUUUUUGCUCUGUGCUCUUGUGCAAAAGAUGUCAGAAAACACAACCAAGACCUCAACUGACCCUCACUCAGCUCCUCUAGGUGUGUUCCUGGGUAGCAUUUCACUGAUCACUAUUGUCAUGAAUAUAUUAGUACUGUGGGCUGUGAAAACUGAAAAGAAGCUGCAAACAGUAGGCAACCUGUACAUUGUCAGCCUCUCCAUUGCAGAUCUUAUAGUUGGUGCAGCUGUUAUGCCACUGAAUAUUGUUUAUCUCGUAAAUCACACGUGGCUUCUAGGCGUACCAGCCUGUUUGUUCUGGCUGUCAAUGGAUUAUGUAGCUAGUACUGCAUCCAUCUUCAGUCUCUUCAUAUUGUGCAUAGACCGUUAUCGUUCAGUUCAGCAACCACUGAAAUAUCUCAGGUAUAGAACAAAAAUGAGAGCAUCGCUAAUGAUUUUGGGGGCUUGGUUGCUGUCUUUCUUGUGGGUCAUCCCAAUUCUAGGCUGGCAUGCUUUUACUGAGAAAAGGAAGCAGGGAAACAAGUGUGAAACUGAAUUCUCUGAAGUCACCUGGUUUAAAUUGUUGACAGCCAUUGUCAAUUUCUACCUGCCUUCCAUCAUCAUGCUAUGGCUCUACUUUAAAAUAUUCAGGGCUGUCCGAAAACACUGUCAACACCGAGAGCUCAUCGAUGGAUCAUUUCGGUCUUUCUCAGAAAAUAAAAGCAUACAUCAUAGUAAGACAAAGGAUGAGCAAAAGAUUUGCCCUCCAAAGCAAAUCUUAGAUGAGAACACCCCUCCCAAAGAACAACACAACUCCCCUCAGCCAAAAAAUAUGGAGGCAAGGCUUCAUUUAGACAAUACCAACAAGUCUUCAAAGGCUUUUGAUAGCAGGAGUGACGGCAAAGUUUUCAGAUGGAGCUGUUUCCCUCUCACCACUGCCCAGUCUAAGCCAGACCUGGAUAAAGCAGGAAAGCAGUAUGUGUGUGUUACAAAGGGGAAUCAGAACGAAGAGGAGCCAUGCUCACAGGACAGCGACUUAAGCAAUACAUCAAUCGACCAGACCUCAGCAGAGGAGGUUUCCUGUAGAAAUGACUCUAAUCCUGAUCCCAAAGGAGCCUGCAGUCCUCAGGGAAAGACUGAGGACAAGGAUUUCACAGGACUGACUUACCUGAAGAGAACAUGGCAAAGACUGCAUAGCCAUUCCAAAAGGCGCAUUCCAGGACUGCAUGUGAACAGGGAGAGGAAAGCAGCGACGCAGUUAGGGGUCAUAAUGGCAGCCUUUAUUUUGUGCUGGAUUCCCUAUUUUGUGUUAUAUAUGGUAAUAGCUUUCCAUGGUCAUGAACAAUUUUCCAAAUUACACAUGUUCACUAUAUGGCUUGGCUAUGUGAACUCCACUUUAAAUCCAUUCCUCUAUCCUCUUUGUAAUGAGAAUUUCAAGAAGACAUUCAAAAAGAUCCUUCACAUUCCCUGAUAGGUUAUCUUUGGACUGAUUUUUUUGAGCCAGAAGAAGAGUUUGUAAGUUCAACCAAACAAAACAUACCAGUUUCAAAAGCAAACACCAUGAAUAAUGUAGGUGGCUUUGGAAAACUGUAAUUUAUAAACAAGUGUUGGUAAAAGUAGGAAACAUACAUAUAUUAGAUUUAGCAUGUUUGAAGAGGAACUAUUUCGGAUCAGGAAUACUUAAAACCUGGGGCCAAUCUCAGAACUGUUGCACUACUGUACACACUUUACA